AUGAGUGGAAAAGGAUUAAUGCAGAAAAGUGAUGUUCUCGCUACGGACCUUAGUGAAGACAAGUCUUCAUCGUGCAGCAGCAAAUCAUCUUCGAUCAUUACACAAAACAACAAGAACAUGACUACUCAAACGAAUAAGGGUAUGAGUGCCAUAAUGCCCAAUCCUACCAUUAUGGAUAUUCUCUCCUUGGGUUUGAAAGAAUCACCUCAUCUCUACACGCAUCAAUUACUUUUACUUUUGGAGGCUCUCGCGAACCAUCUUCAGAUCCAUUCUGGAGAUGAUGUGGAAGGUAAAGAUGAUCAAAGAGAAUAUCAUGCUCUUUCAAUUCGUCAUACAAUGAAUGGUUGUUUAUUGAGUGCAAAUGCUGUUUUGAGAAACUUUAUGAUUAAGCAUCCAGUCAUGUUCAUUAAUGGAAGAGAUCCUUUCAAGUCACAUUUCAGAGACACUUUCGAUCCCAACUUGGAGGAAUUAUUGAAAAAUCAAGAGUAUGUGGAACUCUUCAAAAAGGAUAUUGUCGCAUACAGACAGUGGAUUGCAUAUGGUAACAAAUAUUCACAAUCUUCAAAAUGUGAAAUCAAAAUUAAGAGAAAGAGCACUCAUAAGGAUGCACAUUCAGAUCCUUACAUUUAUCUUAUUCAACAACAUGGUUUGGGAGUUAAUUGCAGAGAGGAAACUUAUGAUCAAUAUUAUCAAUUGCUCCUCAAGAAAGACAGUCAAACUAUUCCCAUUCUGGAAAGUUUGUUUUAUAGAGAUCCUAUGGGUGAAGCGAAAUUUCACAAAAAGAAAUUGCAACAAAUAUUGAAGGAAUGUGAAUUACCUAGUGAGUGGGACUCAAACAAGUUCCUAUCCUUUCUAAUGCUUUGUUCGAGCUCAUUGCUAAAUGAGGUUGAGAAUUGCGACUUUGACAAUACACUGGACCGAAUUGAACAGGUGAUGGACAUGCAGGAGGAUGACGAUGAUGAAGUGAGUAAUGAAGAUGAGGAGAACAGUGACGAUGAAACAACUGACCACUACUCACAACAUAAUGGACGACUUCUUUACACCGAUGAAGAAAAUGGGAAACAAACAAAUUAUGAAUUAGAAGAGUUACCACAAGGAUGCCUAGACUUGAUUCAAGCUCUUCAAGAUCAUAUCGUCACAAGACAUGAAAGUUAUUGCUUUGCGACAAGUAUUGGAGAAUACGUGUCACAACAAGACACAUUCAGUAAGGUAACUUUUAGACGAGUGGAGAAACCAGAGGAAUUAUUGACAGUCGUUGUGAAAGGAACGUUUGUUUCAGGCUAUGGAGAUUCAUCCAUUGAUUUCUCCAUAUCUACCACAAAUGAACACGAUGAAACCAAUCACAUCACCACUCUGGAAAUGCGCUAUUCGAAUGAGAAUGCCCUCUUUGAAGAGGAUUGCAGCAAGUCCAAAUUUAUGGAACGUCUGAUUGGUCAUCGAAUGGCCUCUCAAUUCUCAUCCAUUGCAUUUGUUUUUUGUUUACUUUUAGUCAUGGAUCAGUCGCAUCAUUUCAUGCUGUGUGACUGCAGUGAAAGAACCACCGCUGACGAUGGCCACUCUGAGAUUGAUUUGUGGUAUAAUUUUAAAGAGAGAUUUCCAGAGCUUGAUGAACUCUUUUCUAAUGAUUAA
Molecule: messenger RNA, 1629 nt
Organism: Naegleria fowleri
Lineage: Eukaryota; Heterolobosea; Eutetramitea; Acrasida; Naegleriidae
Exons: 3
Coding region: 1-1629 (542 amino acids)
Source: RefSeq, a predicted model, not a curated record